Molecule: messenger RNA, 726 nt
Organism: Pelodiscus sinensis (Chinese soft-shelled turtle)
Lineage: Eukaryota; Metazoa; Chordata; Testudines; Trionychidae
Source: RefSeq, a predicted model, not a curated record
AUGGCUAGGACUCCUGGGUCCUCUCCCCUCCGCUCUUCUCCCCUGCUUCGCUUCCCUUCCCCGAAGCAGCCGAGUGACCCCCUCCUGACCCCCAACACCGUGUGCCUGACGCUGCCGGGGCUCAGCAAGCGCCAGAUGGGGCUGUGCGUGCGCAGCCCCGACGUGACCGCCUCAGCCCUGCAGGGCAUCCAGAUCGCCAUCCACGAGUGCCAGCACCAGCUGCGGGACCAGCGCCGGAACUCUGGGUCCCUGGUGUCCCUGCUUGGGAGGGGUCCGGCCUGGGCGCCAGCUCACCCCCUUGCCAUGUGCUCCACAGGCUUCCGGGAAAGCGCCUUUGCCUUCUCCCUGCUGGCGGCCGGCGUGAUGCACUCCGUGGCCACGGCCUGCACCCUGGGCAAGCUGCGGGGCUGUGGCUGCAUGUGGCGGUGGGGCGGUUGGGGCCCCGACGUCAGUUUCGGGGAGCGCUUCUCCCGGCAAUUCCUGGACUCACGAGAGGCGCCGCGUGACAUCCAAGCCCGCAUGAGGAUCCACAACAACUGGGUGGGCAGGCAGGUGGUGACGGAGAACAUGAAGCGCAAGUGCAAAUGCCACGGCACCUCGGGCAGCUGCCAGUUCCGGACGUGUUGGCCGGUGGGACCCGAGCCCGAGGCAUACCGCAGAGCAGCACCCCAUGUUGUCACACCAGUUGCUACCAGUAAACGCAUCUGCCUGGAGAGCCUCUGGUGA